This is a messenger RNA of Hermetia illucens (black soldier fly), 4040 nucleotides long. RefSeq names its product serum response factor homolog (gene bs). The record is from RefSeq and is a predicted model, not a curated record. The transcript is spliced from 2 exons. NCBI's taxonomy places the organism in Eukaryota, Metazoa, Arthropoda, Insecta, Diptera, Stratiomyidae. Gene Ontology annotation, molecular function: protein dimerization activity; RNA polymerase II cis-regulatory region sequence-specific DNA binding; DNA-binding transcription factor activity, RNA polymerase II-specific. Bases 1228 to 2301 code for a protein of 357 amino acids. Gene Ontology annotation, biological process: positive regulation of transcription by RNA polymerase II.
CGAGACAAAACAAAAAAGCCUCGGUGGAGAUGACAUCAUAUAAAAAUCUGCAAUCAAUAAUCAAGAAAUAACUUGUAAGAGAGAUGGGAUGAUAGCCGUAUUUGUUUCUCCAGUGCGGUGUUACUGGACUCCAAUUGGACAUUGCAGGUUAAUAUAGAUUUGUCGCAGUCACUCUGGAGUUGAAUACGAGGCAGUGGUAAGUUGUGCUGACCUGUGCAGACGGAGCGAUAGAAGCGAGGGACGGACAGAAGGAACGGGAGUGGAGUGUUUCGCUGCUAAUCUGCGCGCGCUCUCCAGUUGGAAUCUUAUUCGACUCAGGUGUUCAGCUGUGAGCGGAAGUUUCUGCUAUUUGUGUGUGCGGCGUGACAGCAAAGCGGCGAUUGACAAGCGCGAUCUUUUUCGAGGUGUCAGAAAAAAUCAAGUGCGUUCUCUUGGCUAAGGUGGUAAUUUCGCAAAAGGAAAUCUAUUGCAGACAUAGGUAUGAAGCGGCAUCUUGGCUGAGUUGAGUGUCUCGCAUAGAAAUCUAUCGACUGUGGCGGCUAAUUUUAAAAGGAAGUGCCAACGAAAGCCCAACGUCGCAACCGUCAAGGAUUACAACUGUUUGGAAAAUUCAAACGCGAACAUUUUAAAAAGAUAGACGGUAGUGAGAGUGUCAACAUAAUAGAGGGGAACUUGCGGCAAUGUACAAGUGCGGAAACGUCAACGAGAAGCAACUGUGAAAAGUCAAAACAGUGCAUCCGAGCGAAACGCGAGUUCUUUACGUGCGGGUGGAAAGUGCAUGAAGUGUACACUUGCGAGGAUUCGACGAGACUUGGCAAACGUGCGACUAAUUGUGUUUAAGCGGAGAAUUUACAACUGGUAAUUGUGCAGUUACUUCGCCGGUCGAUAGUUUGUUACGAGCGGGGAUUUUGCAUGAAAAGGCCGCGAUUGAAGAUUUAACUUUGAUAGCCUUCUGAGAAAAGCGAAAAAGAUAUUGGCUGACGUUUGUAAACUUUUUAUCGUUGUUGGUGUUUCGUUAGUGGAGUUUGUGUCGGAUGAUCUUUGAAUCUAAGACGUGGAGAUUUCGCUGUUGGCGUCGUUUGACCUGCUCAAUUGUCGGUGACCUCCUGUCGGAAGGUGGUCUUAGGUUGUUCUUGUUGCACAGUCCCAUCCCCGGCCUUCAAAAUUUAUCCGAAAAUCCAGGACAGUCCGCCGGAAGUCAGCGUCGUGGACGAGUACUUUGUCGGAAUGGAUCCGUCGCGGGGUGACUCGCGCUACAACUUAAACUAUAGUAUGGGCGGCAUUGGUUUAAGCCUGGCUGACCCAGCUGACCUUUAUGGGAACCCUGGUGGAACAUUGGCGGCGACAGGGCGUCCGCCGAGCGGUGGAUUGAUACAAUCAAUGGGAAGGACAUCGUCCGGAGGAGGUGGAUUAAUGGGGCAUGCGGGCGGAGGUGGCUCAGGAAACGCGGGUGCGGGUAGUGGACAGUGUCAGACAUUAGGUGUUAGUGGACAACAGUCUCGCGGUGUGAAACGGACAAGUUCUGAGUGCUAUGAUGACCACCAUCGGUCGAGUACUGGUGGAAUGACGGCACAACAGACGCUCCAAGGACUAGAAAGCUGUGCUAGCGGGGGUGUGGGUGGACAGCCGGGUUCGGGUGGCGGUAACGUCCCGGACGGAGUGGACGAUGGCUACACCUCCCUGCAGAAUAAAAAGUCACCGCCUGCAAAUGGAAAGAAGACCAAGGGACGUGUUAAAAUCAAAAUGGAAUAUAUCGACAACAAGCUGCGACGAUACACAACGUUUUCAAAGCGCAAAACUGGAAUCAUGAAAAAAGCAUAUGAACUGUCAACAUUAACUGGAACACAAGUCAUGUUGCUAGUUGCAUCAGAAACAGGACACGUGUAUACAUUUGCGACGAGAAAAUUGCAACCAAUGAUUACUUCUGAAGCGGGUAAGCAAUUGAUUCAGACCUGUCUAAAUUCGCCAGACCCUCCAAACUCGGGUGGCGGAGAUCAACGAAUGUCCGCUACAGGAUUCGAGGAGACUGAACUCAGUUACAAUAUUGCCGAUGAGGAUUCGAAAGUAAGACAAUUGAUUUACAGUCAUGGUCAUCAUGGGCACGCUCAUUUAACACAUCCCCAAGCCACUCACUAUGGAUUGGAACAGAGUUUAAUGCAGUCCCCGUAUUCAACCGGUCAGCCAUCUCCACUUUCACAUGCGCAGUCUGCAUAUGCACCUCCGCACGGAACUCAUGGCCAUCACUCCCAUGUGCCUCAUCCACAUUCUACGCAUAUGAGUCAUGCUCAUGCUCAACGGUAGUCACACUUUUCAUUUGUUCCUAUUCGCUUCAGAAUUUAUCCUUUUUUUCUUGCGAAGGGAAAUAGUGAAUUUAUUGAUAUUAAAAAUGAAUUUGAAUUUCGUCCAAGAAAUUUUGCUAUCCGUCCAUUCCGGUAUUGUUUUAUAUAUAAUAUUGCGAAAGCACAGCAGUUUCCAUUCAUCUACAUAAUCCAGUAGAAAAGUCUGCAUUCAGGAAAGUUAUGAUUAUGUGGCUUCUGAUCUAAGGAUGUUUCCCUUCUGAUACGAAGCUAUCCAAUAAGAUUAUUUAACCGAAAAAUUUCAAAGAAAAAUCAACAUGUACCCUCCCCAAUUCUUGCUUCCUUUGAGUUUAUCUAAAAAUGCCAUACAAUGACAUGAAGUUUAUGUAGAUAAAUUGGUAUUCUCCACAUUUACUUUCGAAUAAUAUCAAAUAUGAUGUUGACGAUGGGUGACAUUAGCAGUAAACUGUUUUUUAAUUAUUAGAUAGAUUCAUUUUAUUAAAAAUAAAUUUUCUGCCCAUACAACUAAUCAUAAAUGAAGCGUCUUGAAGUUGUUUUCACAUAUACCUUUUAUUGGAGAAAUGAGUCUGUUUCGCAUUUACCCAAUUUUUGUACGUCACCGAGAUGUAACUAAGCCUAGUGAAAAUGAGGUGAUUGCGAGUGUGAGGUUGGAAAUGAUACUUUAUAAAAUUUCGAUAAUAGUUUCAAUAUUCACAGACGCAAAAAUUAUAAUUCAUUUACUUGGCAUUAUACGAGGAUUUAAAUUUGAGCUCUUUUCGUUUCUUAUUAACUUUGAAAUGCUUUUAAUUUACCUUCUCUAGGGAUGGGACGAUGUGUUAUAUUCAUCUGUAUUCAGGGAUUAAAUGAGCGUGUCCAUUGGGUUUAUUUUAUAUGGUGUUCACAUAAAAAAUUUACGUAAAAAUAAAUACCAAAUACGACUAGAAAAGGAUUAUUCAUAAUGAAAAUACCUGAAAAUAUUUGCAAGUGCAAUGUUUAGUGUUUUUAUUUAUUUUUACGUAAAGUUGAUGGUAAAAGUAGGAAAAAUAUCGUUUGAUUUUUAGUAUAACUAGUUGUUUCCGUUUGUAAGUCGAACUGUUUCAUGAGUAUACAUUUUUUUUUAUAUUCUCGAAUGAAAUACUUCUAUGGUGUCGAAGAUCAAUGAUUCCUUCUACUUGUGAAUAGAAGUUAUUACUUUUAAAAAUGAAGUAUCUUACAAGAUACAAAAACAUCUGUAAUACAGAUUAAUAUACAAAUAGGAAAGCAUCACUAAACUGAUGAGUUGAUCCUUACAUAAUAAACUAUUUAUAGGAUAUUUUAGAGUGUAUAAAUAAAAUUUCUAAAUUAAUUUAAUUUAAACUUGAAACUUAAGCAAACAUAACUAUUCGAAAAGUUAACAAAGAUAAAGUAGUGAGAUCUAGAUUUUAAAAAGACAAGCUGAAGUGUGUAGGCGAUCAUUGAAAUGAGUGGUAUUCUUAAUGUUGUUUAUUUAAAAAUUGUUUUAUGAAUAAGUAUGCGAAUGCAUUGAAAUGAAAGUAGUAACAUUAAUUUAUUGGCUGACGAAACGGUAGCUUCUAUAGACGAAUGUUAGAGGCAAAGUUUUAAUCGAGUCGUUGUUAACUUGUAAGUGUUCCGUACAUCGAAAUUUCUCCUUUGGGGUGAAAAAUGUUUUCGAUAUUUUGUUAAUUAUUUUCAAAUUAGUUUGAUUUUUUAAUAUGAAAGUUUUAAUCGCAAUAUAUAAUAGAA